AUGGCAGCUUCGUCGAUUCCGAUUUCAUUUACUGAAUCUAAGGCCGCCUUCGUGAAGAGGGCAUUGGAAGUCGGGCUUGCGCAAACUGAGGUGGACCAUUUGGUGGCCGCUCAUGUGGACACUUUGUCCAAGUUGGCUUUCAGCCUUGUCCCACCAGGGAAGGUUCCGGAGGACUCGGCGGUCACGGGCCUCUUACCACGCGCUUCUAAUCAAGGAGCUGUGGCAGGCCUGAAGCGUCUUAUCUUCGAAGCUCACACUCUCAUAGUUUCAGAGCUAAAGCAGCGUGUGGAAAAGCCCGACGACAGUGCGCCCAUCUCUCUCAAUGGGGCAGAGAGAGAAACGCGCCUGGAGGCCCAAAAGCUUAGGUUGGGAGGCCUCAGCUUCCAAGGCGAGGAAGAAGUUGCCCAUGAUGCAUAUAAUCUCGUUUACACGAUGAUUCAGAAGGACGAUCUGGUGUGGUUGUCACCCGAAAAAUUUGGGACCAGACGAUCCGAGAUCAGCGCAAAGAAGCAGGGUAGAGAGUUGAUCAUAGACGGCUCCGGCAUCGCCGUCAAGGAAAAGCAGACUACCACAGUGUGCUCCCUGGCCACUGAACUUGAUAUUGUGAUGGCGCUGCGCAGGUUACAAGAACCCCCGCCGCCGGGGUACUCUAAAGUAUCCCUGCAACAGCUCAUCAGAGCAGACCGCGCAGUGUUCCUCAGAGCAUCAGAGUUGACCACGACACUUAAGCGCAGUGCAGGGGGUCAGUUGCCAUUGGACAGCAUUCGUAGCACCAUCCUGUUAGAUCCGUCAGUGGCUUACCACCUCUUGCCGCUACCCCUGUCAAGCAGCUCCAGCGCAGAGUCCGCAAAAGAAGGGAAACGGCCAGGUUCCGAUGCAGGCGCUACGUUGCGGGGGCCCAAGAUCCAGAAAUUCGCCAAGAAGCCAGGAGGUCCGGGAGCUGUCAAGAAGACCAAUUUCUCGGUGCCCAAGGAGCUGGUUGGCAAGCUGCAUCAGACCCCCAAAGGUCAUAGGCUUUGCUGGAGCUUUAAUCUGCCAUGUGGAUGCGCCGAUGCCAAGCCGGGUGGAAAAUGUGCCCGCGGCUUGCAUCUGUGUGCAGAGCCGGGCUGUCUGAAGCCCCACUCCUUGCAACAGCAUUCCUGA
Molecule: messenger RNA, 1143 nt
Organism: Symbiodinium pilosum
Lineage: Eukaryota; Dinophyceae; Suessiales; Symbiodiniaceae
Source: the annotation of a GenBank genome assembly